Corticium candelabrum is the source of this 2395-nucleotide messenger RNA. RefSeq names its product glutamine--fructose-6-phosphate aminotransferase [isomerizing] 1-like. Gene Ontology annotation, biological process: carbohydrate derivative biosynthetic process; UDP-N-acetylglucosamine metabolic process; protein N-linked glycosylation. Gene Ontology annotation, molecular function: carbohydrate derivative binding; L-glutamine:D-fructose-6-phosphate transaminase (isomerizing) activity. The transcript has 24 exons. The record is from RefSeq and is a predicted model, not a curated record. Lineage: Eukaryota; Metazoa; Porifera; Homoscleromorpha; Homosclerophorida; Plakinidae. Bases 25 to 2157 code for a protein of 710 amino acids.
UGAUAAACGAUGUAGCAAGUUGCUAUGUUUCUCGUUGAUUUCUAUGACUUCACUUCCGAUUCUCGCACUCUGAUCGACAUGUGCGGCAUAUUUGCUUAUCUGAACUACAAGGUGUCAAAAUCGAGACGUUUCGUGCUUCAAGCGCUCAUCAACGGUCUCAAGCGUCUCGAAUAUAGAGGAUACGAUUCGGCAGGUAUCGCAUUUGAAGCAUCGGCAAAUGGAAAGUUUCUCAUUGAAACGGUUAAACAACGUGGCAAGGUGCAAGCUCUCAGUGACAUAGUUUUCAAAUCAGAAGACAUUGACAUGGAAGAGACGCUUGAUUGUCAUGUUGGUAUGGCACAUACACGCUGGGCUACACACGGAGAACCAAGCGAAGUAAACAGCCACCCUCACAGAUCAGACCCAAGCAAUGAGUUUGUUGUCAUCCACAACGGAAUCAUCACAAACUACAAGGAUAUUAAACUUCUUCUGGAAAGCAAAGGUUUCGUAUUUGAAUCAGAAACUGACACUGAAGUUAUUCCAAAGUUGGCCAAGUAUUUGUACGAUUCAGUGGAAGGGGAGAAGAUUGGCUUUCGGGAGCUGAUUGAGAGACUCAUUGAACAACUGGAAGGAGCAUAUGCACUGGUAUUCAUGAGCAGUCAUUAUCCUGGUGAAGUUGUGGCUUCGAGGCGAGGUAGCCCUCUUCUGGUUGGCGUGAAAAGCAGCAAACAUGUCGUCACGGACCAUAUUCCUGUGUUGUAUACCUCAGAUACAGGUCGUCCAAUUGCUCCAGACAAAGCUGUGGCAAAUGCAGGUCCCGUUCUUUUGCAACGGAUGGACAGCACUCUCAAUAUCUCUGUAGAAGACAAAGAUAAGCUAGAAGUAGAAUAUUUCUUUGCAUCGGAUUCGAGUGCUAUAAUUGAACAUACUGCUCGUGUGAUAUUCCUCGAGGAUGAUGAUGUUGCUGCAGUUUCAGGAGGAAAUUUGACGGUUCAUCGAGUGCAACGUGGAUCAAUAAAAGAGUCUCCUGAAAAGCGAACUCGUGCUGUGGAAACACUCAAGAUGGAGCUUAAGCAGAUCAUGAAAGGUGGCUACAGUACAUACAUGCAGAAGGAAAUAUUUGAGCAGCCGGAAAGCAUCACGAACACCAUGAGAGGACGAGUGGAUUUUGAGCACUGCAAAGUGAAGUUAGGUGGUCUGUCUGAGCACAUGGGAAGUAUCAGACGAUGUCGUCGACUGAUCUUUAUUGCUUGUGGAACAAGCUAUCACAGUGCUUUGGCUACUCGGCGCAUUCUCGAGGAGGCCACUGAGCUGCCUGUUGUUGUUGAGUUGGCCAGUGAUUUUCUUGAUCGUUACACUCCCAUUUUUCGAGACGACGUGUGCGUAUUCAUCAGUCAGUCUGGUGAAACGGCAGAUACAUUGAAUGCUCUUCGGUACUGCAAGCAGAGGGGUGCUCUGGUGGUGGGCAUUACCAACACAGUUGGCAGCUCGAUAUCACGAUUGACUCAUUGUGGUGUACACAUCAAUGCAGGACCUGAGAUAGGAGUUGCAAGUACCAAGGCGUACACGAGUCAGAUGCUCGCUCUGGUUAUGUUUGCCUUGAUGAUGUGUGAGGAUCGUAUUUCUAUGCAGGAGCGGCGCAAUGCAAUAAUUACGGGACUGCAUCAGUUGCCUGACAUGGUCAAACAAGUCUUGAAGCUCGAUGACGAGAUUCAUAGACUUGCGGAAGAUCUUUACAAACAGAAGAGUCUCCUUGUAAUUGGUCGAGGCUUCCAGUACGCCACUUGCUUAGAAGGCGCAUUGAAAAUCAAGGAACUGACCUAUAUGCAUUCAGAGGGAAUCUUUGCUGGGGAGCUGAAGCAUGGCCCACUGGCUCUUGUCGAUAAGGAUAUGCCAGUCAUUGUCGUAGUUGUACAAGAUGACACAUAUGCUAAAUGUCACAAUGCCUUGCAACAGGUUGAAGCUCGUCAUGGUCGAACGAUUGUAAUCUGUAACAAGGGAGACGAGGAGACAAAGAAGCAUGCAUUCCGAGCACUGGAAGUGCCAAGAAUUGUCGACUGCUUGCAAGGCAUCUUGACUGUCAUCCCACUGCAGCUUUUGUCUUUUCAUAUUGCAGUGCUGAGGAAUUGUGACGUUGACUGUCCUCGAAAUUUGGCCAAGUCGGUGACAGUUGAGUAAAUUUAUAAGACAUAGAUGGAAAUACGAGGGUUGUUCAUUAUCUGACGUACUGUACUCUUUUGUUGACUUGCCUACUUGUUUUUGUACUGUAUACGAGAUACAUAGUAAUGACUGGACUGUGGCCACAGUUUAGUGGCAUUAGAGUAUUGGCAAUUUUAAUUGUGGUGCUUACAACAAUCUAGGGCGGACACAACAGUCACGUGGAUAUGACUUUCUUAGGGCCAACAAAAUUCUUACA